AUGUUCGCCAAAAUUAUGCUCGUUGUUGCUCUGUGCGUGGCUGGCGCCCAGGCGGGUCUUCUGCCCUUAGCCGCUGCACCACCAGCUGUUCCGCUGGCCGCCGCCAGCUUUGUGGCGCCCUAUGCCUCCAGCUUCAAUGCCCAUCGGAUUAACCAUGCUGUGGCCUAUCCGGUAGCACCACCUGUUGCUUUGGCUGCUCCAGUGCCACCGGCGCCAGUUGCGUUUGCUGCACCGCACAAGGUCGCCUUUGCUGCUCCUGCCUUGGCACCAGCUCCUGCUUUUGCUCCGGUGGCGGCUCCUCUGGCUGCACCUCUGCCCGCACCACUGGCCACGCCCUUCGGAUUUGCUGCGCCCGCGCCUUUGGCCUUUGCCGCGCCCACCAGUUUUGGUCUGCCAGCUGGUGCACCUUUCGCUGCCCCCGUGCCCGCUCCUCUGGCAGUGGCGCCCAGGUACGCGCCCGCGCCCUACUUCUUCUAG
Drosophila montana is the source of this 477-nucleotide messenger RNA. RefSeq names its product cyclin-dependent kinase inhibitor 1C. The coding region runs from base 1 to 477 and encodes 158 amino acids. The transcript is spliced from 2 exons. Lineage: Eukaryota; Metazoa; Arthropoda; Insecta; Diptera; Drosophilidae. The record is from RefSeq and is a predicted model, not a curated record.